Molecule: messenger RNA, 5812 nt
Organism: Anopheles maculipalpis
Lineage: Eukaryota; Metazoa; Arthropoda; Insecta; Diptera; Culicidae
Gene: Sos
Product: protein son of sevenless
Exons: 20
Coding region: 91-5769 (1892 amino acids)
Biological process (GO): positive regulation of GTPase activity; Ras protein signal transduction
Cellular component (GO): nucleosome; plasma membrane
Molecular function (GO): structural constituent of chromatin; guanyl-nucleotide exchange factor activity; DNA binding
Source: RefSeq, a predicted model, not a curated record
AGACAACAAAAAAAAAGCACGGGAUUAUAUAUGUGUCUGUUGCUGCUGCUUCUUGGGCGAAUGCACUGGAUCGGUGCCGAAGGCUAAAGUAUGUUCUCUGGCAGUUCGCACGUAUCGAUCACGGAUGCGGCUGAUUACGAUUUCGAGAAUGCAGAAAAUGCGGCCAAAUGGAGGGGCUUGUUCAUCUCAUCGUUGCGGAAGGUGCUGGAGCAGGUGCAUCCUUCGCUGCAGGCCCGGGAGGAUGCAUUGCUGUACGUCGAGAGCCUAUGCCUGCGAUUGUUAGCAACACUGUGUGCGAAGCCACCGCCGCACACGGUAAUGGACGUGGAGGAACGUAUCAGCCGUACCUUUCCAAACCCGAUCGAUAGGUGGGCACUAGGAGAGGCACGUGAAACGAUAGACAAGUCAAAGAAGAAGAAACCGGUGCUACCAGUUGAUCGUGUGCAUACGCUCCUGCAGAAGGAGGUACUGCAGUACAAAAUCGACAGUUCCGUAUCGCUGUUUCUGGUGGCCGUUCUCGAGUACAUAUCCGCCGACAUCCUGAAGCUGGCCGGGUACUAUGUGAAGAACAUACGCCAUAUCGAAAUUACCCGCGAGGACAUCGAGGUCGCCAUGUGCGCUGAUAAGGUUCUGAUGGAUAUGUUCUAUCAGGGUGAAAGCUCCAACUCGAUGGCACCGAGUCCGCUUCCACCGACACCACGUGCCAGCCUCAGCUACGAGGAAGUCGUGAAGGAACUGAUCCACGACGAGAAACAGUAUCAACGAGAUCUGCACAUGAUCAUCCGAGUAUUCCGGGAGGAACUAGUUAAGAUAGUUAAGGAUCCAAAAGAGCUGGAUUUAAUAUUUUCCAACAUAAUAGACAUUUAUGAAGUUUCGGUGACGUUGCUGGGCUCGCUCGAAGAUGUGAUAGAAAUGUCCCAGGAACAAACGCCACCGUGUAUUGGUAGCUGUUUUGAAGAACUGGCUGAAGCGGCUGAGUUCGACGUGUAUGCCAAGUAUGCAAUGGAUAUUACAUCGGUGAUUGCAAAGGAAGCACUAGCCAAUUUAUUAGCACGACCGGAGGUAGCCAGUUCACUGAUGUCAGCCGGACAUGGUUUCAAGGAGGCGGUCAAAUUUUACCUACCAAAACUACUAUUAGGGCCCAUCGGGCAUGCGCAGUUAUAUUUGGAUUAUAUUAAGGUUUUACUACAGCUGAGUCCCUCGCAGGAGGACAAGGAGAGCUUCGAGCAGGUGCAAGGCUUGCUGAAACCGCUGCAGUGCGAGCUACAGAGUAUUUCAUCGCUCCUGCCAAAGGAAUACUUUACCCGUGUAAACAGCCGUGCCCGGAGACAGUCAGCGAUAGAGAAAACGCGCGAUCUUCAAAACACGGUCGAACACUGGGACAAGGACGUGGGCCAGUGCUGUAACGAGUUUAUCCGCGAGGAUACGCUGGCAAAGCUAAGCUCUGGCAAGCGACAAACCGAACGGAAAGUGUUUUUGUUCGACGGAUUGUUGGUGCUGUGCAAAGCGAGACGUCAGAUAGUGCCGGGAAACAAUUACGAUUACCGGCAGAAAGAACGGUUUUUCAUGCGGAAGGUCGAAAUCAUCGAUCGGCCCGAUACGGACGAGCUGAAGCACGCGUUUGAGAUAUCGCCCCGGGAGCAGCAGAGCGUUGUACUUAUCACCAAAAACGCCCAGCACAAGAACGAUUGGAUGGCGGACCUAAUCAUGCUGAACACCAAGUCGAUGCUGGAACGCAUCUUGGAUAGUAUCUUGCUAGAUAUUGAGAAGAAACAUCCGUUGAAGUUGCCGAGCCCGGAGAUUUACAAGUUUGCCGUACCGGACAGCCCUUCGAAUAUUGUGCUUGAAGAGCGGGAAGGUACCGGAGUGCCGUUGAUUAAAGGUGCCACACUAUGCAAGCUUAUCGAGCGUUUAACGUACCACAUUUACGCGGAUCCAAUGUUUGUGCGUACGUUUCUUACUACGUACCGGUCGUUUUGUUCACCGAAGGAGCUUUUGCAGCUGUUGGUCGAGCGUUUCGACAUACCCGAUCCGGCUGUCGUGUAUGAUCCGGCCGCGGAAAAGGAACAGGCCGGUGGAGAUACGGAUAAGUUUCACAAAAACUCACAGCGUGAAGAUUGGAAGCGGUACAAGAAGGAGUAUGUGCAGCCGGUUCAGUUUCGCGUGCUAAACGUGUUGCGGCACUGGGUCGAUCAUCAUUUUUACGACUUUGAGCGAGACGGGGAGCUGCUCGAGUCGCUCGAAAGGUUUCUGGAGACGGUGCGCGGUAAAUCGAUGCGCAAGUGGGUUGAUUCGGUGAUGAAGAUUGUUCAGCGGAAGAAUGAAAGCGAGGACAAUCACCGGCAGAUAACAUUCGCAUUUGGUCACAGUCCGCCGGCGAUCGAGCAUCAUCUGCCGCUGAAUAGUGAGAACGAAUUCAACCUGCUUAUGUUACAUCCGCUAGAGCUGGCCCGACAGUUGACGCUGUUGGAGUUUGAGAUGUACAAGAAUGUCAAACCUUCCGAACUGGUUGGCUCGGUAUGGACGGGGAAGGAUAAAGAAACAACUAGUCCUAAUUUAUUGAAAAUUAUGCAUCACACCACAAAUUUUACACGGUGGAUCGAGAAAUCGAUAAUCGAGGCAGAAAACUUCGAAGAGCGCGUUGCGAUGGCAAGUCGCGCAAUCGAGGUGAUGAUGGUGCUUCAGGAUCUAAACAAUUUCAACGGCGUACUGUCGAUCGUGUCCGCCUUUCAAGGGGCGGCCGUACAUCGGCUCAAGCUAACGCUCGAGGACAUUCCGAAGCGCCAUCAGCAGGUGUUGGGCGAAUGUCGCGAACUGAACAACUCGCACUUUAAAAAGUACCAGGAAAAACUGCGCUCAAUCAACCCGCCCUGUGUGCCAUUUUUCGGCAUGUACCUUACCAACAUUCUGCACAUAGAGGAGGGCAAUCCGGACUUUCUGCCCAACACCGAGCUGAUAAACUUCUCCAAGCGAAGACGGGUGGCCGAGAUUACGGGCGAAAUACAGCAAUAUCAGAAUCAACCUUACUGUUUAAAGGUCGAUCCUAGCAUAAGGCAUUUUCUAGAAAAUUUAGAUCCUUUUAAAGGAAUGAGCAUAACGGAGAUUCAAAACUAUCUGUACGAAGAGAGCAAACGGAUAGAGCCGAAAAAUUGUCGCCAGCCGUUGAAAUUCCCUCGCAAAUGGCCGGACAUUUCACUGAAAUCGCCCGGCAUUAAGCCAUCGUCAAGGCGAAAUAACAGCUCCGCCAAUUCGUCGAUGACGCUGCCUGGGACGCUACCGUACAGCAAAACGUCGCUGCUGGCGAACAGUGAUACGGGCGAACAGUCACCACCGGCUUCAUCGUCCUCGUCCGUGCACGACUAUUCCAUCUUUGCCUCGGUCAACAUUCACUCGUCCUCUUCCGGCACGUCCUCACUAUCCUCACUGUACUAUCAGCAGCAGCAGCAGCAACUUCAAAUGCAGCAACAAUUCGCGCAGCAGCUACUGCAACAAUCCAACUUCUGCCACGGUCAGACAGGUGGUGCCAUCGUUGGAGGUACCAGCAGUAGCAUGGGUAGUAGUGGAGGUACGUCACAGUAUUCACAUCAGAGUGCGCACCACCAUCCACAUCAGCAGCAGUACCUUCACCAUAGUCAUCCGCAUUACAACCAACCGCAUCACUAUCAGCCGAGCUUAUCGCAGUCGAUAGCGAACCUAACGACGGCCGGCGGGGACAACCAGAUGGCGCCGGAGAUACCGCGCCGCUCGGACAGUAUUAUACUGACCAACACGAAUCAGCUGCUGACGGGUAGCGGUUGCCUGUCCGAAAGCAGCGGUAGCUACAACGGUGGCAAACUGUUGCCCAGUCCACGCUAUCCUUCCGCCUCGAUGUCGACGCUUUUAUCGACGGGUUCGUCCUGUUCAACGGUGCCUUCUGCGGGGGGCACUGUUGGAGGGAUGACUGGUGGUGCUUCGAGCUAUUCAAUCGGGGGCAGCCUGUACAGUGGUUCCAGUAGUGAAGCAUCGGGUUACGGUACUGCAAGCUCAGUAACGUCCUCGUCUGCGGCCAGUAUUGUUUCAAUUUCGCACAACGAUGGAAAUGUGCAACAGCAGCAUUCCGCUGCUACGGUGGCGAUGGCCCAUCCUCCCGACAUUCCACCAGCAAUCAGUCCACGGACUGACAAACCGCAACCAUUGCAUCCACCACCACCUCCACCGCCCCUUUACUCUGGUGCAGGUGCCGGGGCUAACGGGGGUAGUAGUGGUGGUGGUGGUGGUGGUAGUAGCACCAGCAACUCCACCGUUCCAACACUCGCCAACACGACGACCGUUGCAACAUCCAUCGCAAACAGUACUAGCAGUAACUUUAGACAUAAUACAUCCAAUUCUAUCAAAAAUCAAAACUGUGAUUUUACUUACACCAUCCCAGGCAGCGGUACUGCGUUCUGUAGUUUCGCAAACACUAAUAGUGGUGUACCACCACCGCCAACGAAUUCCACCGGCCGAGCGUCGUCCUGUGAACAUUCGCCCAUAUUUCCUUCCAGUCCAAAAAUCCAACUCCAGCAUAAUCAUCCCACCGCGGGAACGACACCACCCUGCCAGCAUCAUCACCAGCAUCAUCCUGCGACACAACAUCACACCGAUACGACGAUAGUCGAUGGUGGUGGCGGUGGGCCGGGCAAUGUGCAUUCGUACGCGAUCCAGCACAACAGUAGUAGCAGUGCUUCACCAUCCGCUACCAGUAGCCAUCCGUGUCAGCAGUGCAGUACCGGUGGUGGGGCUGCGACUGGGGACGGCAGUGGAGGAGCCGCCGGCUUGCCGAACAGUGCCGACUUUGGUCCGACCCCGAUCUCACCGCAUGUCAACGUACCAAAUACACACAAUGUCCUACCACCCCUGGCGCCUCCACUACCUCCUAGGUUUAAACGAAAAGAAUCUUCCAUUGAAUCGUCCCAGUCGUCUCAAAUACGGCAAGCACCGGAUGCACCGACGCUACCACCGAGAGACGUUAGUCCACCUCCGAUACCACCAAGGAUUUACCCCCAAUCACACUAUCAUUUCGGAGUCGCUGGCCAAAGCGGUACGACGCUACUCCUUAACUACACACAAAGCCCAGGAGCGUGCGGUGGUACUACCGGUGCUGGUAGUGGUUUCGCAAUGAACAGCUCCAACUGGAACCAUUCCUCGAUGCAUACGAAGGAUGAAUCAACGUCAUCGUCCUCCUCCUCGUCGACGCUAACCAGGGACAAUUUGAACCAGUACAAUCAGCAUGGCAGCAUCGGUGGCGGUGGCGGUACCACGGCCAGUAGCAGCAGCAACAGUAGCAGUAUUGAGCAGCGUUUGCUAAUGCUGCCCCACACCAGCACGAUCAUGAUGCGUCGCAAUUCGGCCAUGGAUCGGGCGGCGAAGGAAAACAUUCCCAACAUUGCCACCUCGAGCUCGCUGUCGGGACUGUCAACGAUCGCGGCUGGUACGGUGCUGGCAGGGCCGGUAAAUGCCACCUCCGGUGGUAGUGCGUCGACGAUGAAUUCGAGCGGUCCUAGCGGUUCCUCGGCGGGUACGUCGGUCGGUAGCAGCCCAUCGGCGAUCAAAAAUAAAUCAGUACAGAAUUCACCCAGCUCGGGACAGCAGCAACAGCAACCGCUGCCUCAUGUACUUUGUCGAAGGGCCAGUACAAACAUCUCGCCACGCUUUUCGCCCGGUGAAACGACGCCAAAACUACCACCUAAACCGAAACAGAACAGCAUAAGCUCAGAUCGUACAAUGUUUCCUUACCCGAGUACGAACUGACCAAAUGGUAGUCCCGGCUGUGGACGAUACUUUAUUCGUUAGC